This is a messenger RNA of Lolium perenne, 594 nucleotides long. The record is from RefSeq and is a predicted model, not a curated record. NCBI's taxonomy places the organism in Eukaryota, Viridiplantae, Streptophyta, Magnoliopsida, Poales, Poaceae.
AUGAUCGUGCGGUGUUGCAAGUCCUUCAUCAUCAUCAACAGGGAGCUCUACAAACGCAGCGUGUUGGGUGUCUUCCAGCGCUGCGUACAACCAGAGGAAGGGCGCAACAUCCUCUAUGACAUACACGACGGUGAGUGCGGACAUCACGCUAGCGCUCGCUCACUUGUCGCCAAUGCCUUCCGCCACGGCUUUUACUGGCUCUCCGCGCAUGCCGAUGCAGUCAAGAUCAUCCGCGCCUGUGCUGGGUGCCAGAAGUAUGCGAACCAGUCACACCUCCCCGGGUACACCCACCUCCUAGUCGCCGUCAACAAGUUCACGAAGUGGGUCGAGGCUAAGUCCAUCAAGAAGUGCGACGGGAAGACCACCACAAAGUUUCUGCGCGAGCUCAUCUAUCGAUAUGGUUUCCCGCACUGCAUCAUUACCGACAACGGCACUAACUUUGCAAUGGGCGAGAUGGCAGAAUUUUGUGAAGACAAAGGGAUCCGACUCGACCUCGCUUCAGUCGCCCAUCCCGAGUCGAAUGGCCAAGCAGAGCGAGCAAACCAGAGCAUCCUUCAUGGCUUCAAGCCGCGACUGCAAGUGCCCUUAGAGUGA